ACCUGAGUCAAUAAAACCUGGUGUGAGCAGCUCAAAGUGUAAUGUGACUUGACCACCACAUCCUGCCUUAAACCUGGACCAACUCUUUCAGCUCCAACAACUGGUUUUAGCUUCUUUUUUUUUUACUUUGCGGAUCAUAAAAAGGUCACAGCCAGCCUCCUCCCGGCCGCCACUCCACACUUCAUCACAAUGCCUCAUCGCAUUUGCUCCGUUGAGAUUAACAACAACUCUGGCUGCUACACUCUCUCCAACCCAAGGGUGUUCACUGAGAGCGGCUGCUGUGAGGUCCCUCUGCCACCCAUGGUGGGUCCCUACUCAAAUGGCAGUGCAUUGUUCAACAAGACCACUGGCAGUGCGACCGGUGCCGUCAGCGUCUUCACCUACGACCUUUUCAACGCCGACCUGAACUACUACAGUCACUCCAUGGCUGUCAUGUUCUCCGUGCCCUACGAUCGAAACCUCUACUCCAACUGGUUUGCUGUGGGGAUCUUUGACAGAGGAAACAACUGCGACUACGAUCUUUAUGAUGUCAUGUACAAUGGAAGUGAAAAUAAUUUUGUAAGAGCAAAGGCUGAUGGCUCCUGCAUUUCUUAUGAGGGCAACUAUGAUGUUAUUGUCAGUGCCUCCAUGUCAGACUCAGGUGAAGCAGUCCUUAGGGUGGAUAUCAGUGAUGCUGGCAUGUAUUAAGGCAAAGGAAGCCAGAUCCUAUCCUAACCAGAUGAUCACAGUAAUUGUAAUAAAAUAUUUCAAUAUAAGUAAAGCUCAAUCAACUGGUCACUAGCUGCAGAGGUGCUUUUUAAUCAAUAUAGUUAACAUAUGAGUUAUACAUGAUUGUAGUCUAAAAAAUGUUGAUUUUUGGUGUGAUUAAAAAAAAGUUGAUGCCUAAAUAAAAAAUACUUUUUGUG
This is a messenger RNA of Anarrhichthys ocellatus (wolf-eel), 905 nucleotides long. RefSeq names its product DELTA-stichotoxin-Hmg2b-like. Bases 190 to 687 code for a protein of 165 amino acids. Gene Ontology annotation, cellular component: pore complex. The transcript is spliced from 3 exons. Gene Ontology annotation, molecular function: channel activity. The record is from RefSeq and is a predicted model, not a curated record. Gene Ontology annotation, biological process: cytolysis in another organism; monoatomic cation transport; pore complex assembly. Lineage: Eukaryota; Metazoa; Chordata; Actinopteri; Perciformes; Anarhichadidae.